Messenger RNA from Megalobrama amblycephala (Wuchang bream), 2355 nucleotides. RefSeq names its product zinc finger protein 384 b (gene znf384b). Lineage: Eukaryota; Metazoa; Chordata; Actinopteri; Cypriniformes; Xenocyprididae. Gene Ontology annotation, biological process: regulation of transcription by RNA polymerase II. The record is from RefSeq and is a predicted model, not a curated record. Gene Ontology annotation, molecular function: DNA-binding transcription factor activity, RNA polymerase II-specific; RNA polymerase II cis-regulatory region sequence-specific DNA binding. Gene Ontology annotation, cellular component: nucleus.
GGGUGAUGGAGGAUUCCCAUUUCAAUUCCUCAUAUUUCUGGUCUCCUGUGCAGGGACAGAUUGAGAAUGCUGUAUUUCUCAAUAAGGUAAAGGAGCAGCUUGGUCAGGACAAAAGCCCCACCUACUCGCAUGGCCCCGCCCACUAUCCCACCACAGCGGUGGUGGCGGUUUCUGGGGGUGCCAUGGAUACAGCGGCAGCAAGGACACUAAAACAAGAGCAUGCACAACCGUCCCAGUCCUCACACAGUAUCACAGUGGUGCCGGUACCGCCUACGGGCAUCAUGACGGCAGCGGGUUUGGUCACUCUGGUGUCUCCAGUAUCAUCUGCUCAGUCUCUUAUUCCUGGACACCCAUCCACCACCAUGAUAACAGUCCAGACGGACAAGAGAAAUGACUCCUUGCCCUGCUCGCCGGUCAUCAUUCCAUUACCAUCGAAACGGGGCAGAAAGAAGAAAGCCACACUCCCAUUGGUUGGCUCGCCUACUGGGACAGAUCCCAUGAUUUUGGGUCUUUCAGGACAGCAUCAUUCUGCCACCUACAGUCUGUCCCCAGAAGAAGGGCAUGCUGGGAAAGAAGGCAGUAAAACAUACAGGUGCCGGAUGUGUGGUUUGACGUUCUGCAGUAAGUCAGACAUGCAGCUGCACUCCAAGUCGCACACGGAGGUGAAAGCUCACCAGUGUCCGCACUGCUCCAAAUCCUUCGCUAACACCAGCUACCUGGCCCAGCACAUCCGCAUCCACAGCGGUGCCAAGCCCUACACCUGCUCCUACUGCCAGAAGGCUUUCAGACAGCUCAGUCACUUACAGCAGCACACACGAAACCACACAGAAUCCAAACCCCAUAAGUGUCCUCAUUGCUCGAAAUCGUUUGCCAACUCAAGCUACCUUGCUCAGCAUAUACGAAUCCACACAGGAGUUAAACCUUACACCUGUACCUACUGCCAGAAGACCUUCAGACAGCUUAGUCACUUACAGCAACACCACAGAAUCCACACAGGAGACAGGCCAUACAAAUGUUCACACUUGGGUUGUGAGAAGUCUUUCACUCAGCUCUCUAAUCUGCAGUCUCAUCGGCGUCAACACAACAAGGACAAACCGUAUAAGUGUCACCACUGUAACCGUGGUUAUGUAGAUGCAGCCAGCCUGGAGGUUCAUCUGUCCACUCACACGGUCAAGCACGCCAAGCUGUACUCCUGCGGUUUAUGCAACCGCACAUAUACCUCGGAGACGUAUCUGAUGAAACACAUGCGUAAACAUGCCCCAGAUAUGCUGCCGUCUCCACCCGGAUCAACCCAACAAAGUCACAGCCCAGGUCGUGUUGGAGGAGGCGGCUCGGAAGGAGACAUACAGAGCCGAGCCGAGAGGGCCGACAUUUUCGGCGGGCCAGCCGGUGUGCCGUGCGUAUUCGACCUGAACCAGUACAAACCAGUAACUUCUGCAGAUGUGCAGUAUAAAACUGUCAGUGUGUCUGACAUCACGCCUCACAAAGACCUCUGCAUCACCGUGGAGGCUUCUGCCAUACAGGUGGAACACCUGAACUCAUGAGGAGUCCCAUGGAGCGAGGAAUGAAACUUUGGAGGUUAGAAAAAAACUGUUGCUAUUAACGAGAUCUACACGUCUGUGGAUACUGAAAGAAUUUUCUUACUCAAUACCUUCUUAUUUGUAUGAAGGAGCAAGUGGACUUAAAUGGACAAAAUUGAAGAAGAAAGACUUUUGUCUUUUUUUUUUUUCUUUCCAUUUUUUUAAACAUUUAUUGCUGUAAUCCUGAUCUUCCUCACAGAAGCUUCCUUGAAGACUGUAGCUGUUUCAGUGGGUACCCAGCUCAUAUCUCAAGUCUUUCCUUAAAAUAUCUGGUUUAUUACAUUUGUAUGAUUGUCUGCGUCUAGUUGUUGGUACGAUCAUUGCACUGUCAACAUUAAUAUUGUUACUGUCAACAAGAAUGGAAAUAUUGUCUCUUGCACAGUAUGUAUGGGAAUUGUUGGUCUUUUUUCGUUUUAAAAGGGAAAUUUGUUUGCAGUACGUUAAGCAGAAAAUCACGUAUAUAUGAUUAUCAAAUGUAUUGUGUGUGAAUGAGUAAAGGACAACAGUAAAUAGGACAAAAAGAAUUUGUGUCAACUAAUGUCAAUGGCAAAUAUCUAGAGAUGGUGUUUUUCUUAAAAAAAAAAAAAAAAAUCCUGUUUAGUCCAGUUCCAUCUGCAGAUGACAUGUAAUAUUCUAUUAUUACUAUGUUACUACUAUUAUUCUAUCAAAAUAACUAAUAACAUGCACCCCAAAUGUCAACCUCUAGACAUUAACGAAAUCAGAUUAGUGUGCAUUAACCCUUUAAAACAAGAAAUUAAAAAAAAAAUGCUUCUGA